GGGACAACCUUUAACUCUUCCACCUCACAUUUUGCUUGACUCCGCAAUUAAACCUUUGUUGAUCAAGGACUUAAACAUGUAUAGUAACGAAAAUAUUGAACAACGUCGCGUCAGAUCAGUAGUUUCAAGCGUCGGAGGGCGCACUACACAAAGGAGAUCGGGUGCCAUUAACACUAACUCACGCCUGUUCAUGACUGCUGUAAAAGACGCUAGCAGAAGUGCACGUAGUGAACCGAAUGGAGAAAGACCAGACGAAUACCUGUCAAAAGCUCAACUAGCAAAACGCCCAUAUAGUCCAACAAGCGAUUUUCGAAUAGAUGAUGAUCGCUUUCAAAAUAAAACACGGAAAAUUGAAAAUGAUUCUGCUGCUGAGCAGUUUCGCUCUUUUGAAAAUAAUGACUAUAACAUGCAAACAGAGAAUAAUCCAAGAAAUUAUCGGCAUUCCUCUGAACGAAUGCAUGAUCGAGCAAGCCCUUCUCGUAAUAGUGGGGGUAAUCAUAUAAAUAGAUAUACUCCAGAACGGCAGAUAAGUCGACAAACACCAGAUCGAGUAAAUGUUCGUAUGUCUCCAGACCUCCCAUCACCCGAUCUUAUGUAUGACACACCACCGAGAAGUGAGCGUGGUAGAUUUGGUAGGCUUUAUCUCAGUAGAAAUAAGAAUGUCUUUACAUAUUUCACUUCACCUCAAUUUAGUUUUGAGCCCUCACGGCCUCUUGCACAACCGCGUAGCGUAUUAGACCGUUUGGGAAAGAAAGGAGGGAUGACUACUGCUUAUAUUAAUCCUGCAUUUUUUCAUAAUCCUCCGGCUCCAAUUCCAGAUAUUGAUAUGAUGUCUCCGCAAAAUACUACGGAUAGCAUUGUACUUGGGCCUAAAGUAUCGCGUUGUCGCCAUUGGCCUAACUGUGAUUUAGGACCAGCGUGCAAGUUCCAUCAUCCAACUGAAAUUUGCAGGCAAUUCCCCAAUUGUCCUAAUUCCGACAGAACAUGUUUAUAUAUUCAUCCAGCUACUGAUGUAUUUGACUCUUAUCCGAGAAAUCCAUUUGGAGCAAAUUCAAUCACACAGACCUCACGACAACAAACAAAUAUGCGGAGAAACAUAGCUCCUACACAAUCUGCAGGAUUCAUUUCUUCAGAAAAAGGCACAAAUGUACUGAAUGAAAAUUCAGCAAAACAAAAUGGCACUACCAAUGGUGAGCAAAGUACAAUGGAAAAGUCAGUUACAGAAACCAUAUCAAAAUUUGGUGAAGCUUGCGCGAAACCGAUUUGUAUGUUUGCUCAUGCUAGUCCUGCAUCUGUUGGGACCGGAACUGCCCCACCUGCGCUAAUUGAAACACCAUGCAAAUAUGAUACAGAAUGCACAAAUCCAAAAUGUAAAUUUGCGCAUUCGAGUCCAGCUGCUGCGAUAGCAACUCAAGAACCUUGCAGAUACUAUCCCAAUUGUCAAAAUCAAAAUUGUCCGUACCUUCAUACUGAUUUUGGGGACGAAUCAAAGGUUCCAACUCCUUGCUGGAAAGGUGCUACUUGUACUCGCCCAGAUUGUUAUUUCUUACACCCGUGGGAUAUGGAUACUUCCAAUAUGAUAUGCAAAUUUGGCGUUCUAUGCCGAAGACCAGAUUGCAAAUUCCAACAUCCAAAUGGCAAAUCUAAAAGCGAAUUUGGCAGUGUCAUCUCUGAACAUUCAUUUACUGUUGAUGAGGAUGAUGUAGAAGAUGCUGCCGAGGAAACAGGCGCAGUAGAUAAUAAAGAAAACGCUUCUGAAACCAAAGAAACGGAAACAACAAAAGAAGAAAAGCAUGAUAAAGCCGACAACGAAGCGUCGACACAAAAUGAACUAGGUAAAAAAGCUGAAACAGGAGAAAAAAGGACGGAGAAUAGACAAGUAGCCCAAAAUGGUGAGGCAGAGAAAAAAGUUGAAACUGAAAAAAAUGGUAGACGUGAUGAUGAAUUUCUAUGGGAAGAUCUGAGUGAUAUUAUCAUCAAUGAUUCUGAUCAUAUAGUUGACAUUCCGGAUUACAUGGUUGAUCUCUAA
Molecule: messenger RNA, 2029 nt
Organism: Ambispora gerdemannii
Lineage: Eukaryota; Fungi; Glomeromycota; Glomeromycetes; Archaeosporales; Ambisporaceae
Source: the annotation of a GenBank genome assembly